Molecule: messenger RNA, 1995 nt
Organism: Cydia splendana
Lineage: Eukaryota; Metazoa; Arthropoda; Insecta; Lepidoptera; Tortricidae
Exons: 2
Coding region: 1-1155 (384 amino acids)
Source: RefSeq, a predicted model, not a curated record
AUGGGUAAGAGAAAGCAUAAAGAUCGUGACUACGAUUAUUUGCUUCACAAGAUAAAGAAGCUAGAGAAGAAUAUUAAACGACACCGACAUGAUUAUGACACGGAAGACGCGUUGCCAGUAGAUGAUGAUUACUCGGUAACAGAAGAGGAUAUAAAUCAUUUUGAAACCGUAAGAUCGGCAGUACACAUACCUGGACAAUCGUCAAAACUCGCCACGCCGACACCACCACGGGCACCUCCUACACAAACAUCUGUGCAGCAAACAGUACCCCUCACCUCUCCCGUAGAAGAUACUCCUUUAUUGGAUACGCAGAUAGCUCCGCCAUCGCAACCUGUAGAAUUAUCUGAGGAGACAGGAGACGUGAUUCUAGACAACACUCUUCUAGAAAUCCUGGGUGAGGAUCCGUCAUUAAUCCAACAAUAUGGAAAAGAAAUUCAAAACGAUCUAGCAAAGCGACUACAGCACAUUGCAACUAAUGGCUUAGCCAAGGAAGUUAGUAAAGAGCUAUACGACAGGUACUUACCUCCUAGCAACUGUCCCUUGAUUGACGCCCCAGAACUCAAUCCAGAAAUAAAAGCUGCGGUCUCAGAUACAGUAAUAAAGCGAGACAAAGCUAUUGAGUCGAAACAAAAACAACUAGGUCGAGCAAUAUCGUGUAUUGCCGAGGCUCUCACUAACUUAAUGUCCAAAGAAGACAAAGACGCACCAGUAAUAAAACUAUUAAUGGAUGCCUGCCGCUUAAUCUCUGAUAAUCAAAACCAAGACUCGGUCACACGAAGAAACUUUAUCUUAUAUAAUCUGAAAAAAGACAUGAAAGAACAAAUACAAAAAACUAACAUAGAUAAAAUGCUAUUCGGUUCCGAACUUGCCGAAACCUUGAAAACUGCCAAGUCCAUUUCGAAGUCGGGAGCCGAUCUGAAAUUACCAACGUCCUCUAAUAAAGUUUCUGGGCCUAAAAACAAGCCUUACACACCGCAGCAAUACACAGGAGCCCAACCUAAAAGAAAUAAUUUAAACUGGAAGGCUCCUCCUCUGAAUCGCAGGCAUCAGGGGAGCCAGAAGAGCAGGGAGCCUGCUUCUUCCAGGAAUCAGCAUGCGAGCAGCUCGCGAACAUCGUAUCGAGCGUCACGCCACAGGUACUCGAGCCGCCGCUAGAUGGAACAUCGGUGAGUCACACUGGCAGACUAUCCCGUUUCUACUAUCAAUGGUCAUUACUGACCUCGGAUCCGGUUAUUUUAUCUUGGAUAGCGGGGUAUGAGAUAAUUACACAUCGUCCCGUGGUGCAGGUUCAUGCUCCUAAAGGCAAAACUUUCUCAACUAAAGAAAAGCUUCAGAUUUCAGAUUCAAUUGCAGACUUGUUAAAAUCUGGCGCUAUUUCUGAAUGUGAACCUUGCAAUGGACAAUAUUUGUCAACAAUUUUUUUAAUUCCAAAGCCAAACGGUAAACACAGAUUUAUCCUUAAUCUCAAAAACUUUAAUAAAUUCAUUGAUACAGAACAUUUCAAACUCGAAGACUUAAGAACUGCUCUAAAACUGGUUUCUGAGAAAUGUUUCAUGAGUACUCUAGACCUAAAGGAUGCUUAUUUUUUAAUACGUAUACAUGAUAACUCACGAAAAUAUCUUCGAUUCGAAUUCAAUUUAAAGCUGUAUGAAUUUAAUGUAUUACCAUUUGGCCUUAGUACUGCUCCCUUUGUGUUUACCAAGAUAAUGAAACCAGUCACCAAAUUGCUCAGAGCAUGUGGUUACCUGUCCUCUGUAUAUUUAGAUGACUUUCUCUUAUUAGGAAGCACAUUUGAGUCUUGUUUGGACAAUAUUAUAGCUACAAAGCAAUUGUUAACAUCUAUAGGCUUCGUUAUAAAUGAAGAGAAGAGCAACCUAGUACCUAGUAAUAGGUGUAAAUUUUUAGGUUAUAUCAUAGACACCAAAAAUUUCCAAGUUACUUUGCCUGAUGAUAAAAUAAAUAAAAUAAAGAAAGAAUUGAAUCAUUUUAAGACUG